AUCUUCAGAAAUAAACAUGAAUGAAGGCGGCCAGGCUUGCCAGCCAAAUCCUCUGUCAUAGCCGUAUACGUUGGUGUUAUAGUUACGCGUCGUUGGCCAAACACAGAUGAUUCAUCAAUAUCAUACUGAUAAAAAGUGAUCAUAAUUAUUCAAGGAUAAUUAAUAUACGAUCCAUCAACCUUGCGGAUAUUUUUGAAUCAUUUUGAAACAAUUUUUUGAUUUUUAACUUUGAUUCUUUCCUUUUUAUAUUCAAUCUAUGGUCAACGCCUAUAUCCAAGUUCGUCUGUACUUUGUAUAUUCUAAACAUUGCCGCUUGUUUGAUUCCAAUUUUAUUUGAAUACAUUAUUUUGUACGAUUAAAAUUUGGAACCCAACAUCCAAAAACGGCAAAAUGACGGAUCGUCGAGCUGAGCUUGAAAAAAAGAAGCUUAAACUUCAACAGCUUCGUGAAUUAAAAGAACAACGACGUAAUGAUAAAUAUCGCGAUCGUGAUUUUAUGUCCGAUCUUGGACUUGGUCAACAUCAAACAAAUCGAACGAUAACAUCAACAUCAUCAGCCAUGAUGACCAAUAUGAUAAAUAAUAAUUCUACCAAUGUAAAUAGUAAUAGUUUAAAUAAUAAUAAUAAUAACAACAAUUCAAUGUCAUCAUCAUUAACAUCCAUUCCGGGUGAUUCAUCCAUUCGAGAUGUUGAUGAACUGCUGGAAUCGGUUGGUAUUAUAACGAAUAAGGGCAAUGCGUUAUCAAUAUCCAAUCACCAUCAAAAUCAACAACAGCAACAAUCCACGGCCAACGAUAUGACCAUAUCGGAAGAUGGUUCAUCAUCACUUUCUUCAUCGGUCGUUUCGAAUCAAACUAUAACGUUGGGCACAACUUCAUCUGUUGCUGUUAAACUUGGCCUAGCAUCAUUCCCGCCCGUAUUGAUUGCUCCCAAAGAGCAGGUAACUUAUGAAAAACAGACCCAAACGACGGCAACAUCUACUGCCAGCAAUAAUGGUUCGACUGGGUCGACCGGUAAUGAUGGCCGAAGUGGGCCUGUUGAUUACUAUGUAAUUCAUUGGGAUGAAGAAUGGGACGACGAAUUUCAUGUUUUGACCUAUGAUGAUAUUGGCAAUGAAGAUGAUGGUGAUAAUAGUUCUGGCCUUUUCACGAAUGGAGCCCCGACUCAUCAGAAUCAACAUGGUCAUCAUCAUCAACUUCCACAACAGCAAUCGAAGCAAGCAAAAUCGUCUCUGCCAACUGUUGAAAUGGUUCGACCAGCAACGACACCGCAAGAUUUACAUCAUCAUUUGCAUCAUCAUCAUCUUCACCGUAAUCAUUUAUCACAGCAGCCAUUAACUGAUCAUGUGGAUAUGCAACAGGAAGAGCAACAACAACAAAAGAAAAAGAAACGUUUGGAAUACAAGGAAGAAGAACGCCGGCAUUUAAUGCAAACAGAAUCAUUUCGAAAAUUUCUCGAUCGCGCUGUACGAAUUACAGAACGUGCUCUUUCCUGUACCGAUUCGAUGGAUAUAUUUGUCGAUUAUACUGGUCAAGUGGAAUGUGGUCAUGACAAUGAAGACAAAAGUGGACUACGUUUAAGUUUAAACACAACCUUUUCGGAUGAUCGCUGGACCCGUGGUCGUACAGUGACCAGUUUUGAUUGGUGUUCGCAAUUUCCAGAAUUGCUAGUCGCUUCUUAUAAUCAAAAUGAACAUGCACCAAACGAACCAGAUGGUAUAUGUUUGGUUUGGAACAUGAAGUUUAAGAAAAAUACCCCCGAAUAUGUAUUUCAUUGUCAAUCGGCCGUUAUGUCUGCCUGUUUUGCUAAGUUUCAUCCCAAUUUGAUUCUUGGUGGUACAUAUUCCGGUCAAAUCGUACUCUGGGAUAACCGUUCUGGAAAACGUGUUCCUGUCCAACGUAGCCCUUUAUCGGCUUCCGUACAUACUCAUCCGGUUUAUUGUUUAAAAGUCGUCGGAACUCCUAAUUCUCAUAAUUUAAUUUCAAUAUCGAACGAUGGCAAGCUAUGUUCGUGGAGUUUGGACAUGUUAUCGCAACCACAAGAAACAAUGGAACUAUGUCAGCAAAAACAAUCCCGUUUGAUUGCUGUCACAUCAAUGUCAUUUCCACACGCUGAUUACAAUAAUUUUAUUCUCGGUAGCCAAGAUGGUGCUGUUUAUUCGGCCUGUAGACAUGGUGCUAAAGCUGGUAUAUUGGAUGUGUUUGAAGGACACCAAGGUCCUGUAACGGCUGUUGAUUUUCACAGUGCUACAUCGCUGACACAUCAGGUGGAUCAACAACUAUCGCAUCUAUUUCUUACUGCAUCGUUCGAUUGGACCUUUAAACUGUGGAGUAUGCGUGAUAAUUCAACUUCCACGAAAUUGUUGUAUUCAUUCGAAGAUGGUAGCGAUUAUUUAUAUGAUGUUAGGUGGUCACCCAUUCAUCCAGCAUUGUUCGCCACUGCCGAUGGCCUUGGUAAACUUGAUCUUUGGAACUUGAAUCAGGAUACAGAAUUACCAACAUUAUCAACAAUCGUCGAAGGGAAUCCUGCCUUGAAUCGACUAAUAUGGUCUCCUAAUGGACAGCAAAUAGUUGUAGGCGAUGAUAACGGAAAAAUCUGGGUCUACGAUGUAAGCGAGCAAUUGGCUUUUCCCAAAAGUGAUGAAUGGACACGAUUCGCUCAUACGUUACAGGAAUUCACAAAUAAUAAUGUCGAUAUCUAGAAUCCAUGGUUGCUAUGCAAAAAAAAAUCUAGAUUAAAAAACUCAAGUGAUCUUCAUCUUUUUUCCGGUUCAUUGAAAUAUUUUUCUAUGUGAAAAAUCAUUGAUGUUGUAAUCAUUUUUUCCGCUUACCAUUACCGCUUGUUCUAUAUGUCAAUCAGCCAGCAAGCAGAAAUCAAAAAAAAAAAAAAAUUCUAUUGGCUCGAUUCAACUUAUGGGACAGUUGAUGAAAUGUUAUGAUUUAUACAUCAUUUUAUUGCCCCUAUAUAUUUUCUUAUUUUUCUCAAUAAUAAUUAAUUGAUACUUA
Molecule: messenger RNA, 3004 nt
Organism: Dermatophagoides farinae (American house dust mite)
Lineage: Eukaryota; Metazoa; Arthropoda; Arachnida; Sarcoptiformes; Pyroglyphidae
Product: cytoplasmic dynein 1 intermediate chain 2
Biological process (GO): transport along microtubule
Cellular component (GO): cytoplasmic dynein complex
Molecular function (GO): dynein light chain binding; dynein heavy chain binding
Source: RefSeq, a predicted model, not a curated record